ACAUCUAUAAUUGUAAGAUUGGAACAAGUGACGGUGUGGCUUUCUUAUGAUUCCAGCAUUAACGGAGACAAAACACAGCGUUUGCAGCAACUCUCCCAUUGCAUGUAUGAGUUACCUUUGAGCUCAUCGCUGUGAGGGAGCUAAACACUGCUGGAAAUGUGCACACCAUGUCCUUCCUUACCACGCGGCACACCCACAUCUUGCAACCCGAAAGGAUCAGAAUGGGAGAGUUUUAGAUCUGGAGCAGUCGGGAACGGACAGACAAGCAAUGAAGAGGUUUUUCAGAGCCCAGAGGGACGAGGACUACAGUCAGAUCCAGUACCUGACCGCCAAAUGCACCCGCCUGGCUCAUGAAAGGGCAGUGCUGGAAAGAGAAUUUCUGGUGUCCAGAGAGAAGGAGAGGAAGCUGCAGAAUGAACUGGAAGCUGUGACCUCUCGUCUCCUGCAGCAAGAGCAGCUGAACCUGGAGCUCAGGAUAAACCAGGACAGGCUCAUCUGCAGGAUCCGUCAGCAGCAGAACUUGGUGGACGUCCUGCAGCAACGGAUGGAAUUGCUUGCAGAGGAGAGUCGUCGGGAUGUGGAGCUGCUGCAGCAGGUCAACUCAGAGUUGGUGUGUCUGCAAAGCUCCGAGGUGCAGCUGGAGGGCCUGGUGGAGGAGCUGCAUGCUGAGGCCCAGCGUCGAGCAGCUCUGACAGACAGACUGCAUGCAGAGUUGUGCAGUAAGCUGGUGCAGCUGAAAGAAAUGCAGGAAACCAACAACGGUCUGACAGAAGAGCUGAAGGAUCUCCGUAAAACUCAUCUGGAGGAGGUGAAGGAACUGCAGCAGGAGAAUAAAGGGAGCCUGAGUAAGUUGCAGGAGACGGCAGAGCAGUUCGAGUGGCUCUGUCAGCAACAGAAGUACUGGAUGCGUUGUGUGAAAAGAUUCAAAGACUAUCUGAUGGAUGAGAGACAAACUCUCCUGCAUCAGCUCAGCACUUUGGAGAAGAAAAUUGGGGAACAGAAGAAGAGCUCAGAUGAUGGCAGUCCAGCACAGAGUCUCCUGCGCCCUCUAGAGGAAGCAGAGAGACCUGGCAGUGUAACAUCAUUGGAUACAGACGCGGUGACAGAUCUGGAUUCCCAGGCGGGAAACUCGAACAUGAUGUAUGAGGAGCUCAUUACACAGGCGGGGAGUCCUAUCAGCAGAUACCAGGAACCUCCUUGAAGACUAAAGCCAUCCCAUCUUCUCCCAUUUUUCUCAACUCAGAGGUUUUAACUACUAGAUGUGUGUGGAUUGCCUUCCAGUCUUUGUUUUACAGAAACCAAACCUGCAUUGUUUUCCUUCCAGUAUUGUUCAUUAAAACCCAUUCAUUAA
Messenger RNA from Poeciliopsis prolifica (blackstripe livebearer), 1351 nucleotides. Its product is annotated as apolipoprotein A-I-like. The transcript has 8 exons. Lineage: Eukaryota; Metazoa; Chordata; Actinopteri; Cyprinodontiformes; Poeciliidae. Bases 269 to 1201 code for a protein of 310 amino acids. The record is from RefSeq and is a predicted model, not a curated record.